ACGUAAACACACACAACGACGGUAUCGAGGUCCUCCCAAGAAACCCUAGAUUUUUUGCCCCCCUCUCUCGCCCUAUAAAUAUACCCCUAUCGCUCCCAAACCCCUCACACUCUUCUACUCCUUUGCCUCUCCCUGCUGCGCUGCUAGAUCUCUGUUGAACUUAGCAUAUCAUCAUGGGUAAGGAGAAGGUUCACAUCAACAUUGUGGUCAUUGGCCAUGUCGACUCUGGGAAAUCGACCACCACUGGUCAUCUCAUCUACAAGCUUGGAGGUAUUGACAAGCGUGUGAUUGAGAGGUUUGAGAAGGAGGCUGCUGAGAUGAACAAAAGGUCAUUCAAGUACGCCUGGGUGCUCGACAAGCUUAAGGCCGAGCGUGAGCGUGGUAUUACCAUUGAUAUUGCUUUGUGGAAGUUUGAGACCACAAGGUACUACUGCACUGUCAUUGAUGCUCCAGGGCAUCGUGACUUUAUUAAGAACAUGAUUACUGGAACUUCACAGGCUGACUGUGCUGUUCUCAUUAUUGAUUCCACCACUGGUGGUUUUGAGGCUGGUAUUUCCAAGGAUGGGCAGACCCGUGAGCAUGCUCUUCUUGCUUUCACCCUUGGUGUGAAGCAAAUGAUUUGCUGCUGUAACAAGAUGGAUGCUACUACUCCCAAGUACUCAAAGGCGAGGUACGAUGAAAUUGUGAAGGAAGUCUCAUCCUAUCUGAAGAAGGUUGGUUACAACCCCGACAAAAUUGCCUUUGUUCCCAUCUCUGGAUUUGAGGGUGACAACAUGAUUGAGAGGUCCACCAACCUUGACUGGUACAAGGGUCCUACCCUUCUUGAUGCACUCGACCAGAUCAACGAGCCAAAGAGGCCCUCAGACAAGCCCCUCCGUCUCCCACUGCAGGAUGUCUACAAGAUUGGUGGUAUUGGAACUGUGCCAGUGGGACGUGUUGAGACUGGAGUUAUCAAGCCUGGUAUGGUUGUCACUUUUGGUCCAACUGGUCUGACCACUGAAGUUAAGUCUGUUGAGAUGCAUCACGAGGCUCUUCAGGAGGCUCUCCCUGGUGACAAUGUCGGGUUCAAUGUUAAGAAUGUUGCUGUGAAGGAUCUCAAGCGUGGUUUUGUUGCAUCCAACUCCAAGGAUGAUCCUGCAAAGGAGGCUGCCAACUUCACAUCCCAGGUCAUCAUCAUGAACCACCCUGGACAGAUUGGUAAUGGUUAUGCCCCAGUUCUUGAUUGCCACACUUCUCACAUUGCUGUGAAGUUCGGUGAAAUCCUCACCAAGAUUGACAGGAGGUCUGGUAAGGAACUUGAGAAGGAGCCUAAGUUUUUGAAGAAUGGAGAUGCUGGUAUGGUUAAGAUGCUUCCCACCAAGCCUAUGGUUGUUGAGACCUUCUCUGAGUACCCACCCUUGGGACGUUUUGCUGUCCGUGACAUGAGACAGACUGUUGCUGUUGGUGUUAUCAAGAACGUGGAGAAGAAGGAUCCAAGUGGUGCUAAGGUCACCAAGUCUGCUGCCAAGAAGAAGUGAAUGGAUCACAAUGCAAUUUUACCCGCGGAAGACAUCUUAUAUUUAAGUUGUGUGUUUUUGAACCGUUUAGUUAUUCUAGCUUUUAGUUUUCUCGCUUCUAGUUCUGUGUGUUUCUGCUUGUCCAGUCCUUGCACUCAGAAUUGGGUGCUUGACAGGCGGUGGUGACUCAAAUGUUCUAGUUGUGUCGUCUUUUCAAUUUGCCGGAGUUUGAGACUGUUUACUUUUGAAGCUUUUGUUGUUAAAUGGAUGAUUUUUGUUUGGCUAUAAUAUUCUCCUUUAUA
Rosa chinensis is the source of this 1798-nucleotide messenger RNA. RefSeq names its product elongation factor 1-alpha. The coding region runs from base 174 to 1517 and encodes 447 amino acids. Gene Ontology annotation, biological process: translational elongation; translation. The transcript is spliced from 3 exons. Lineage: Eukaryota; Viridiplantae; Streptophyta; Magnoliopsida; Rosales; Rosaceae. The record is from RefSeq and is a predicted model, not a curated record. Gene Ontology annotation, molecular function: translation elongation factor activity; GTPase activity; GTP binding.